Molecule: messenger RNA, 528 nt
Organism: Notodromas monacha
Lineage: Eukaryota; Metazoa; Arthropoda; Ostracoda; Podocopida; Cyprididae
Source: the annotation of a GenBank genome assembly
AUGAUUCCAAGAGUGAGAUUGGUUUGUGGGAGAGUUUUGCAACUUCACGGUCUUCGGAAGUUGUCUUCAGUGUCAAGAGUGUGGAGAGUCCCGACGCAAGUCGGUCAGGCUUUGUGUACGAGUGUGCGAUGGUACUCUCAACCACCGCAGAAAUCAUCUGCUGCUCUUCCGGCGGAGCUGAAGACUCGAAUUGAUGACAUGGUAACAAAAGGCAACAAGGUGGUUGUAUUCAUGAAAGGCGAUGCCAACCAGCCGAAGUGCGGGUUCUCAAAUGCUGUAAUCCAGGUAUUGCGCAUGCAUGGCGUCGAAAAGUUUGACACAUAUGACGUACUCUCCUCCGACGAAUUGAGGCAAGGUAUCAAGGAGUAUUCAGAAUGGCCCACGGUACCUCAAGUUUUCAUCGACGGCGAGUUCAUUGGAGGCUGUGAUAUCAUGCUGCAGAUGCAUCGGAGUGGUGACCUGAUCGAGGCAUUGAAGAAAGUCGGGAUAGAAUCGAAAAUAGAGCGGGAAUCGCCACCGGAGAAUUAG